This is a messenger RNA of Ooceraea biroi (clonal raider ant), 2358 nucleotides long. It is a transcript of the gene Mad1, whose product is annotated as Mitotic arrest-deficient 1. The record is from RefSeq and is a predicted model, not a curated record. Lineage: Eukaryota; Metazoa; Arthropoda; Insecta; Hymenoptera; Formicidae. Gene Ontology annotation, biological process: attachment of mitotic spindle microtubules to kinetochore; mitotic spindle assembly checkpoint signaling. Gene Ontology annotation, cellular component: mitotic spindle; kinetochore; nuclear envelope.
CGCCAUUAUAUUACUAUCCACUUCUCAGGACAACGACAGUAGAGGCUCGUAACGGAAUUUUUCGGAACGAAAUUUCGAGGUUAGGUGGAUUUUGCCGGAUUUUGUCUAGUUAUUAAUCCGUACCUUUAUAAACACAAAUAGUGUAAGGUAAACCCGAGCAAAUAUUAAAAGCUGAUGAAACGAGUGAGCAGGAAGUAAAACAUGGGUGACCAGGAUCCAACCAGCUUCAUUAAUAUGAUAAAAGAUUUACGUUCCGGAGCACAAUCUUACCAAAGAAACGUUAGGGAAUCAGUACGAUAUUCAGGUACUGGCUAUGUAUUGUCGAAGUUUGAUGAAAGUAAUGAAAGCGUUAUCUCACCGAAACGACCAAGACUAGAUGACUCUGACACAUCUACACUUAAUAAAACCCAACCCAGCACUGUCCCAGGCAGUCCUUGGGAAUGGCGGCGUUUGAAAGGAGAGGUAAUAUCAUUAAAAACCAGACUGACGCAUCAAGAGGCAGCUGUGCAACAACUGCAUAACGUGCGCAGACAGAUGGAGGAGAUCUUUGAGAAAGAGAAGGGUCUCAUGCAAGUUCAAGUGGAACAGGAUAAGCAAACCAUUCAACAGUACGAAGUUCGACUUGACGUUGCGCGGCGAACAAUUCAGGAUGCCAGAGAAGCACAGGCUACCACAGAGAAGGAAUGGUCUAAAACAAAAUCUGACCUAGAGAAGAAGAUAACGUUAUUGUUAGACGAGAAUGCUAAAUUGUCGGAGACUUUGAGGAAUGCUCCCACAAAGGAGAAAUCCCCCCCUCCGCCUAAGGACGAUGAGUUACAAGAAGUGCAAAUGAAACUGGAAGCUGCGAAGACUAGAGCAGCAACGUUGACGGAGAGGAUGAAGGAUCAUCUCAAGCUCCAACAAGAUUAUGAAUUGCAGAACAUCGAUGUACAAAAUAUGAAAAUGAAGAUCGAAAAACUCGAGUCGGAGAGAGCGUUGUGGGAGGAGGGCAAGCUUUUGGCAAGUAGAGCCGCGAGAGCGAACGACCUCGAGAAAGAGCUGAAUGCAGCGAGGAAGACUGUUGUAGUGCUAAAAGAAUCGGUCAGGGAGAAAUUACUGCUGGAGGAGCAAAUGGCCAACAUGACGAAGAGAUUGGAGCAAACUGAGAAAAUAGAGCAACAAGUGGCUCUGUUGGAGACGAAGCGAUCCGAGCUGACGCAUCGCUUGCAGGAAUACGAGACGAUUGGCAUUGUCGGUGGCCCGAUGGCGGUGAAGCGAGAGCUGAACAGACUCCAACAGGCCGAGGUAGAUCUGAGAGCGGAGGAGGGCCAACUGAGGUCGCGAUUGGACGCCGCUCUGCGGGAGUCGCAGAGCCUGUCGAAGAAUUACGAGAACGCGAAGAAACUGGCUAACGACGUGACGUCGUCAAAGGAGAAACUGAACAAGCUCGUGGGCAGACUCCAGAAGAAGAUGAUGCUCGUUACCAGGGAGAGAGACAGCUACAGGCAGCAACUGGACAUGUACGAGAAGGAAAUGACGGUGGACAGCAAUAACGCCAUGACGGAGAGAAUACCGGCACUGGAACGCGUCAUCGAUGGCUACAGAGAUUUGGUCAGCAAACUGGAAGCGGAUCUCCAAGCGACCGAGACUGACCCUCAGAAAAACGAGUGCACUAAAUUGAGGGAAGAGAUCGAGCAGUUGAGAGGCGAGUUGGAGCAUCGCACGUUGAAAGGCGACUUCAACUGCGACUCCCGGGUGCUGCACUUCACGAUGAAUCCUGCGGCGAUAGCGGAGAAGCAGGCCGAGGAGAAGCAAGCGGCUCUACUGCGAGAGCUGGAGGAGCUUCGAGCCAAGAUAACGAUUGGAAGUUACGGCGCGACCACAUCGUCGUUACAUGCACAAGAAAUAGCGGAGCUGAAGCAAACGCACGAGAUAAAAAUAGCGCGCUUGAAAGAGGCGUUCAAGGCAACGUCGCAAGAGUACCGCCAAGCAUGUUACCAGUUGCUUGGCUGGAGGGUGGAUCGAACGAAAGAGGGCUGCUACAAGCUGUCAAGUCAAUACGCAGAAUCACCGGACGACUUCCUCUUCUUCCAUGUGACAGAGGAGGGCGUAAAUCUGAUCGAGACCGCCUUCUCCGCGAACGUGGGCAAUCUGAUUGAACAAUAUUUGCAAAGACAGAACAGUGUUCCCAUGUUUCUCAAUGCUGUACAGUCUGAUCUUUUUAAUCAGCAAACUGUAACAAAUGUCAUAACAUAAUUUUGUGCUUCAAAUAAAAUCGAUGUUACGACACGCAUAAAUUCUAGAAUUUAAAUAUACAGUAACAUUAUUUGUCACAUCUAUCUGUGAGAGUAUUUAAUAAAUUUAUAUAUGUUUUAUCUG